AGAGAGGGAGGGAGGGAGAGAAAGAUAAAAAGAAAAGUGGAAGGGAGAUGGGCUCGGUGACGCCGGAACUCGGGUUGGAUUUGAAGCUCUGCGCCAUGAAGAGCGCGAGCGGUUUUCUGAAGGAGGCCUGGGCGAUUGAGAAAGGAGAAGGGAGGAUGGCAAAGGUGGAGGAGUGCGUGAAGAGCUUAGAGGAGGAGAGGAGGAAGAUCGAGGCGUUUAAACGUGAGCUUCCCCUCUGCAUGCAUCUUAUCGGCGAUGUGAUCCAGGGGUUGAAGGAGGAGCUGGAGCAAUGCCGGAUGGACGGAUACGCGAUGUCCGGCAAUGUCCUCGAAGAAUUCAUGCCCAUUAAGAGUAAAUUCGAGGAGGAGGACAGGGUAAAGUUUGAAGACGAUACCAAGGAUAAGAUGAACUGGAUGAGCUCCGCCCAGCUCUGGAGCGACAAUUACAGCGAUGAGAAAAAAGACAGCACCCCCACCGACGAGAAGAGAAUCGCCGAAAAGAGAGUUGGAGAGCCCGAUCACGAGACCUCGUCGCUGGAAUCCAGAGGUCGGAGCGGGGGAGGCGCAUUCGUGCCGUUCAAAGGCCUAUCGGCGCUCGCCGCGAACGCGAGGAAGGAGGAAAAGCCGGCGGUGGGGUUGCCGGACCUCUUCCUGCUGUCCCCUGGGAUCAAGGACUCUCGCUCGGUUCCGGCUGUGACCGACGACCACCGUGGUAGUGACGUGAUCUCCAAAGCCACCGUGAGAGCACCGGCGCCGUCGCCGCUGGCCGCGGCCGGCGCCCAUCUCAGCUUGCAUGCCCAGCAGCAGACCCAAAGGAAGCCUCGGCGGUGCUGGUCGCCGGAGCUGCAUCGCCGCUUCGUGGCCGCCCUCCAGCAUCUCGGCGGUGCCCAAGUGGCUACCCCAAAGCAGAUCAGAGAACUGAUGAAGGUUGAUGGGCUCACAAAUGAUGAAGUGAAGAGCCAUUUGCAGAAAUAUCGAUUACACACUCGAAAGGUGCCGAAUGCUUCAGCUGCAGUGAACCAUUCUGUUGUCGUUAUGGGAGACUUAUGGGUUCCCCAGGAGCACUAUUCUACUUCACAGAAGAGUGCUUCCCAAUCUGGCUCUCCGCAAAGCCCUCUUCAACUAGCUGGUGCUGGCCACACAAUCUCCAUUACUGCUGGAGAUAGCUGCGAGGAAGAAGAUGGGAAAUCAGAGAGCUACAGCUGGAAAUGAGAGGAAGUGAGGCCUUAGAUAUCUGUUGAAGAGACUGACAUAUGGGAAUCGAUGUAUAGAGAAAUCAAGAGUUCUACUGAUACAAUACUGGGGAGAAACUGAUGGGCUUGGAGUACAAUUCUGUGAUAUGGAGGGAAAAGAGGAACAGCCAUGCUGAGGAAAGGAGUUAUGGAUCUCCUUACAUAAAAUUUUGGGCAGAGAUCAGUUUUCCCCCCCUUGGUUCUUCCUUUCUUUUCCUUUGGGUUUUAAACAAUAUGAGGGUUGUUGUGACACUUAUUAGACAUCAAACAAAAGUGUCAUUUUCCCCUUAGAUAAAGUCUUUGCUGGUUUUAAACAUGACUGGUUCUUGAAUUCUUAUUGAGCUUUUGAUAAGUGUAAAUUUGAUAC
Molecule: messenger RNA, 1598 nt
Organism: Elaeis guineensis (African oil palm)
Lineage: Eukaryota; Viridiplantae; Streptophyta; Magnoliopsida; Arecales; Arecaceae
Product: myb family transcription factor EFM
Biological process (GO): regulation of DNA-templated transcription
Molecular function (GO): DNA-binding transcription factor activity; DNA binding
Source: RefSeq, a predicted model, not a curated record